CGAACUCCACUCGAUCCUCACUCUCACACACACACAUACACAUACACACUCAUUCUCCUUCUUCUUCAUUCAUCAUGCUCGACGACUUCCACAAGGGCCUCGAACCCGCAGCUGUUGCCCAGGACGGCUCAAGCCUCCGCAUCCUCAUCGUCCACACUCGCUGGAACUCGGCCAUCGUCCAGGGACUGGUCGAGGGUGCAAAGAAGGCGAUGGUUGAGCAGCACAAAGUCAAGCCCGAGAACAUCGUUAUCGAGUCCGUACCCGGCGCCUACGAGCUGCCCUUUGCGGCCAAGAAGCUCAUCGAGGUCUCACAGAUCCGUGCCGCCGAAGGAGCCAAUGACCUGAUGGGCAAUGUCAACCUCCUGGACGGCCUCAACCUCUCCUCACCCACGACCUCAGCCAGACCCGCCUCCAUCGGUGCCAGUACCACUAGUGCUACUGCUACAGGAAGCAAGCAGGCAUUCGAUGCCGUGAUCUGUAUCGGAGUGUUGAUCAAGGGCUCGACCAUGCAUUUCGAGUACAUCUGCGAGGCUGUCACGCAGGGAAUCAUGCGCGUUGGCCUGGACUCGGGUCUGCCAGUGAUCUUUGGAGUCUUGACCUGCUUGAACGAGGAUCAGGCAUUGAGCCGUGCCGGCAUGGACAAGGAGGGCAAGGGACACAAUCAUGGAUUGGACUGGGGCUCUGGCGCAGUGGAGAUGGCACUGUUGAAGAACCGUACGCUAUAAAGGAUACGCUCGGUCAGGACAGUUUUUCGCGUUGCAGAUCCAUUUAUUUAGCUCGACGACAUCUUUUUUUUUUUUCUUUUUUUUCUUUUCUUU
Molecule: messenger RNA, 818 nt
Organism: Gamsiella multidivaricata
Lineage: Eukaryota; Fungi; Mortierellomycota; Mortierellomycetes; Mortierellales; Mortierellaceae
Product: dimethylribityllumazine synthase
Exons: 1
Coding region: 75-725 (216 amino acids)
Biological process (GO): riboflavin biosynthetic process
Cellular component (GO): riboflavin synthase complex; intracellular anatomical structure; mitochondrial intermembrane space
Molecular function (GO): 6,7-dimethyl-8-ribityllumazine synthase activity
Source: RefSeq, a predicted model, not a curated record